GCUACAAUACUGUCAAAAUGUAGUAUUUAUAAAAAUAAAAUCGACACGUUUGAAGGUUUUUUGAAAAACGACCCAUAACAAAAAUAUGAAUUGAUAAAAUGGUUUAUGUUUAUAAUUUUGACCAGUGGUGUGUUUCUCAUAACAUUUUCCGAUUUUUUCAAAUUUAAAAGUAAUCCACGUUCUGUGUUUCACCUACAAGAAAAUGAAGAAAAAAAUCGCACAAAUCAAAAGCGUUUAUUAAGUAUUAAAAAUAAAUUAAUAGUUCCAGGGACCAAAUGGUGUGGUAUUGGAGAUGUUGCGAUUUCAUACCACGAUUUAGGUUUUUUCAAAGAAACUGAUCUUUGCUGCAGAGAACAUGACUCUUGCUUGGAAUAUAUUUCCGUAAAAGAUUCGUUGCAUGGAAUCACCAACAAAAAUCUUUUCACUGUUUCACAUUGUAACUGUGAUGAAAAAUUUAGGAAGUGUUUAAAAACUGGAGGCAAUUUUUUAAGUGAACUUUUAGGAUAUGGUUAUUUCACUAUUAUAGGACCGCAGUGUUUUAGGGAAGAUUACCCCAUAGUCAGAUGUAAAAAACACGUUUAUGUCCAACCGACGAGUAAAAAACGUGCAAUUAAAAGAUGUUUGGAGUAUAACCUAAAUGAAAGUUUACCAAAGAAAUAUCAAUUAUUUGACAAUCGGCCUUUUUAAAUCCCUAUCUAAUAAUUAGUUUGUGAUAUUUUAUAUUUCGCUACUAGAAAUAAAAUUAAAUUUUUUUGUAAAUCAUGUUGCGGGAUAAAAUAGAUUACAAUAUUUUGCUCUCUACACAAAAAUAAAUAAGCAAAAGUGUGUAGUUGUUAUGUUGAAAAGUAAACCACUAAAAUCUAUUGUUUUGUUUACAGUUUGUUACUUUAUUUUCAUAUUCCACAGUUUUAUUGUUAAAUAAACCAACAAAAAAUGGGCAAUUAGUGAGUUUUUUGGUAGUAAAGAAUACAAAAGUGUUAAUUUUUCCCGA
Tribolium madens (black flour beetle) is the source of this 991-nucleotide messenger RNA. Its product is annotated as phospholipase A2-like. The coding region runs from base 106 to 687 and encodes 193 amino acids. The transcript has 4 exons. Lineage: Eukaryota; Metazoa; Arthropoda; Insecta; Coleoptera; Tenebrionidae. Gene Ontology annotation, biological process: arachidonate secretion; phospholipid metabolic process. The record is from RefSeq and is a predicted model, not a curated record.